Molecule: messenger RNA, 2508 nt
Organism: Moneuplotes crassus
Lineage: Eukaryota; Ciliophora; Spirotrichea; Euplotida; Euplotidae
Source: the annotation of a GenBank genome assembly
AUUUUUAAUCACAAAUGAAUUCAAUUUUUAGAAGACUUAGCAAGCGGAGUAUUCAUCCUUUGUAUAAAAACAAUCCAAACAUACAUAAAAUAUUCCUCCACAGAUCCCUCAGUUCAAUAAAUAGCAACAAAAUUUUAACCAGCUCAUCACAAACCUCCUCUCACUCCAAAGAACCUGCAUCAAAUUUCAAGCUUAAACUAUUGCUACUAACACUAGGACUAGCUCCCUUCCUUACAAAAUCCUUCAGUCCAGCUCCUGAAUGCCAAGACCCAUCCCAAAACAACCAAAAUCCUUCAGAAAAUUCCUCCAAAACUCCUCACCCUAGCAUCCCCCGGACCGAACAAAUCUACGAAUCCUUAGGCAAGAGUACCCCCAAUUUUUAUGUGAGUAGCACCUUCGACCUGCACAAUAUGAUCCAAGAAGAAAAACUAACAAUGAAAUAAGGAACUAGAAGAAGCCUCUGAAGAAGAAAUCAGACGCCUUGGCUCCAUGAGUGACAAACAAAUCGAAUCCAUGAAAGGUGUGGGAGAGAAAGAAAACGAACUAGUCAAGAAAGGAGGCCUUAUGUACAGAAACAUCACUGUGCUUGAAAAAGGCAUGCUCAAGAAUAAUAUGAAGGUACAGAUUAGUAUCUGUGACCCAGAUGACCCGGAUUCGUACCAACCUAUGAAUAAAGUUCUGAUAUUUAACAGAGAUGGAAAAUAUUACUGCACAGGUAGCUACUGUGGCUAUGAUUUUACCGAUCUUAAUGAUGGCAUCUUUAUUGGAAACAAAAUAAUUUGCCCGACAUGCUCCUCUGCUUAUAAUAUUGAGAAUGGACUGGCUGAUAUAGGCCCAACGCUUAGAAAUAUCACGAGUUUCCCAAUUCAAGUGAGACAAAAAGACGUCAAUCUUAUUGUUCCAGAUCACAUUCCUGCUUUUUCAAUGAGAGAAACUUUGGAAAGAGAAGAUAUUGACCCAAGAGUUUACAUAAUUAUCGGUGAUUCAGAAGCUGCUUUAUCUGCAGUAAUCACCCUUAGAUACUCGUUUACAGGGAGAAUCAUUGUACUCCCGACCAGUUCCUCUGGAGCAUUUGAAAACAAGGAGAUUUUCCCUCGGAAAUUUGGUCCUCUUAACAAAGCUGAAGUCUUUCUGGUAGAACCUGACUUAUUCCAAAAAGCAAAGGUUGAUGUAAUCAGUGCUUCAAUUCUCAAAAUAGACCAUGAUAACAUGACAGUUCAUUUCUCAAAUGACGAAAAGGUUGAAUUUGAUGGGAUUCUCUUUGCUGGCUCUGCUACAAAAGACGUUCCUUCAAAAUUUUCAAAUGUCUACACCAUUAGUGACUAUGAGACUCAUGCUACAGUUCAUAACGAAGUCAUCAAGGCCAAGAAUGUGUGAGUAUUCGGUGGAACUUUUGAAGCCUACCAACAAGCAAUUUCUAUCAGAAAUUAUUUGAAUAUGAUCAAGCUUGAAGACGUCAAAAUCACCCUCUUCGAAAGAGAUACUAAUGAAUUCAUCAGAACUGUUGGGCCUGAAGUCGGAAACAGAAUUAUCAAUGAAUUCAAGAAGCAUAAAAUUAGUGUCCUUCGAAAUAUAGAUGUUACUCAUACUGAGGGGGAUCACAAACUGAAAGCUAUCUAUUUCAAACACAAAGGUUUCCAGAAGGAGUAUUUCAUUGCUCCUGAUGUCUGCAUCAAUGAGGGUGAGCUGAAGGAAGUUGACCAUAAAUACCACAACACUAUCUUCUUUGAUAAACCCAAGUGGAGACCUACAGUUGAUGACUAUGGCGCCUUUAAAAUCGACAGGAACUUUUCAAUAAUGAUAGGGUUUGUCCAGAGAGGUAUGCUUGCAUGAGGACAAAAUGCUCUACACAGAUCUUUCCUUGGUAAUGGAACUGUAAGAACUCCGAACACUGGAUAUAAUGUGCAAGCUGGUUAUAUUGCAGCACUCUUGAUGCUUCAUAAAACUAUUAAAUUCGAGCAUCUUCCUUUACAAAGAAUGACAAUUGGCGACAAAGAGUUGUAUUAUUAUGGAGAAAGGAUGAACCACUUCGACGAUGCAAUCAUUGAAGGAGACUUAAACUCAGACAAAUUCAUUUGUUAUUAUCUCAGAAACGACAUUGUCUGAGGAAUUCUCACCUUCGGAUAUGUCAACCUCCAUCUCUACCUAAUGGAGGCUAUGAAGAGGUUAAUGAUGCCAUGAGGCCAAGAGAUCAGGCUCCAAAAAGAUUGCUAUAAAUCCAUUGUCGACAAGGUGAUGAAGAACAGCAGUGAAUUCAUCUGAACAAAACAGUUCGAACUUGCUAAAAAGUCCCAAAUCAUGAUGGUCAGAGGCUCAGAUGUCGAAAGAUAUUCCAAGUUCAGAACCCAGCUCAAAUCCAAUGUCCAAGAGAAGAGGAAGAAAGAGGCUGAAGAGAGACAAAUGCAGAAGGAGAUGCAGGAUAGAAAGAUGAAAGAGGAAAUUGACAAAAGGAAAAUUGAGUUUGUGCAGAAGAAGAAAGAUGAAAUCAUCAAGAAAAUGAAAGAAUAG